Messenger RNA from Sphenostylis stenocarpa, 1338 nucleotides. NCBI's taxonomy places the organism in Eukaryota, Viridiplantae, Streptophyta, Magnoliopsida, Fabales, Fabaceae. The record is from the annotation of a GenBank genome assembly.
AUGGCGGGUCCUAACACGGAUCAGUUUGAAGCGUUUUUCAGGAGAGCAGAUUUGGAUGGAGAUGGCAGAAUCAGUGGAGCUGAAGCCGUUUCUUUCUUCAAGGGAUCCAAUUUACCCAAACAAGUUCUCGCUCAGGUAUGGGCGUAUGCUGAUCAGGCCAAAACUGGUUUUCUUGGGCGCGCAGAGUUUUUUAAUGCUCUGAGGUUAGUUACUGUGGCACAGAGUAGGCGAGAUUUGACGCCUGACAUUGUGAAGGCAGCCUUGUAUGGUCCUGCUGCUGCUAAAAUCCCUGCGCCGCAGAUUAAUCUUGCUGCUGUACCUCAACCACGCCAGAGUUCGAUUCCUGGUGCUGGGUCUGUUGGGCAGAUGGGUGUUACCGCACCCAAUUCGGCUCAAGGUUUUGCCUAUAGAGGACAAGGGUUAGCAGGUCCUGGUGCAAACCCUCAAUAUUAUCCUUUGCAGCAGAGUCCUGCCAUGAGACCUCCUCAAGCCAUGCCUUUUACUGGUGCUCCGCGUCCACAACAGGGUGUUGCUAGUGCAGAUAUUCCUAGAGGAGUUAACAUGGGUGGUCACAAUUUCUCAAAUCCUGGCAUAUCGAAUGAUUGGAAUAAUGCUAAGAUUGGUAUGGUGGCUAAUAGACCUGCAGGAAUGAACCCGUCAGCGGUCUUACCAACGUCGCAAUCUCCAGUUUCACCAAUUCCCCAGUCAUCUCCAGUCUCAUUAAUGCCCCAGUCAUCUCCAGUCUCACCAAUGCCCCAGUCAUCUCCAGUCUCACCAAUGCCCCAGUCAUCUCCAGUCUCACCAAUGCCCCAGUCAACAACUAUUAACACUAAAGCCUUAGGUGUUUCUGGAAAUGGAUUCUCUUCCAAUUCUGUUUUGGGCAAUGAUUUUUUCUCUGCUGCCACACCGAAACAAGAACCUGCUGGACACAGUUAUUCUGUUACCAAUGUCUCGUCAGCCAUUGUUCCUGUUUCCACUGGUCCCCAACCUGCAAGUAAGCAAAAUUCACUUGAUUCAUUGCAGAGUGCAUUCUCAUCAGUGUUGCCUUCAAAUAGUCAAUUUCAGCGGCCACAGCCUCCAUCAAACACAAGCCAAAUAAUUUCACCACAAGCUUCUUCUUCUCCACAAACACCAUCUGGAAUGACAGUUGGGCUUGGAAAUGCAAAUUCUGACAACGUGCAGCUUUCUUGGCCAAAAAUGAAACCUACUGAUGUGCAGAAAUAUACAAAGGUAUUUUUGGAAGUUGACACUGACAGGGAUGGGAAGAUCACUGGGGAGCAGGCUCGCAGUCUUUUUUUAAGCUGGAGAUUACCAAUAGGUAAACCUGUUUCCUUCUAA